This is a messenger RNA of Paramecium primaurelia, 846 nucleotides long. The record is from the annotation of a GenBank genome assembly. NCBI's taxonomy places the organism in Eukaryota, Ciliophora, Oligohymenophorea, Peniculida, Parameciidae.
AUGCAAAAAAAUGUCAUUUUAAAUUACUUAUAAAAUGGUUCUUCAUAUUAUCCUUUUGGAGACCAGCCUUAGCAAAAUCAAACAAAUCUCGAUCCUUUUAUUCCGUUUCAACGAGAAAGGGAUAAAACAGGAAAAUUAAUUAAACAAACUGAUUCCAAUUUCAUCAAAAUCAACAAAAGUAAUAAAUAAUGUUACACUGAUCACUCAUAUUCUAAUAGUGAUAUACUAAAUUCUAAUAAACUUAAUACUGAAAUAAAUUAGUCAAAAUAAAUUCCUUCAAUUCAACCAAUUCUAUUAUUACCAAUAAUACAUUAACCUCUAAACCAAACCUAAAUUUAAGCUAUUCAAAAUUCUAAAUAUACAUUAAAUUAGAAUUCAAUUGAAAUAGGAUUGUAACUGAAAAAAUUGCAUAAAAAAUCAUCUCCACAAAAAAUUUCGCUAUUAAGUAGAAAAACUAAAUCGAUGGCUUUGUAAAUUCCAGCUCUUGGUAUUUAUGAUCCAAGUCCCUCUCCUAAACAUUUGCCAAACAUAAAAAUAAAAUCAAAGAUAUAAUCAAAAAUAGAUGGACUUUCUCCAAAAAUCUUAAUCUAAAUUCCUCCUGCUGAAAAAAUCAUAAAAAAUGAUUUUGAAAUGAUGUUUGCAAAAUAAAUGGCCUCAAUUAAAAGAGAAGUAGAUCAAGAAAUGAAAAGAAAUCCUAAUCAAAUAUUUAGAGUAGAAAAAUUUGAUAUAAAAGAAAAUUUAAAUCUAGAAGAGGCUGAAUAACUUAGAAAUAGAAUGAAAAGAUACUUUUAAAGUGUUAAAGAGAGUUUUAUAAAAAUUAAAAAUUUGAUGAAUGUCAAAAAAUGA